AGCACAUUCAAUAAUAACCUUCAGGAAAUAAAACACCUGCUGGACUUUCAAAAGGAGUCGACAGAACAGCGAGUAUCCAGGAAAACAGGUUGGCUAGUGACCUUUGAGAAGCCUCGGUAAUUUUCUUCACCACACUAGGGCCGAAGGAUGAGACUGACAGGGAUGUUACGGGGCCUGGCCGUGCUCUUCACUUUAGUCACUACUUGGUUCUUCGCUACUACCUAUUUCCACCAUGUAAGCUUUAAAUCAGUCAACCUGAGGAGCUGGUUGGGAUCCAGUGAUACGCCAACCAAAGCAGCAAAGGUCCGAAAUAAGUGUGGCAAUCAAAAAAGCUGCCCUGAAAAUACCUUUACCUUCAAGAUCAUCAGUGGAGCAGCCAAUGUCGUCGGACCUUCCAUGUGCCUUGACAAUGUUGUAUUUAUGAGUGCUGUCAAAAAUAACAUUGGCCGGGGUUUAAACAUUGCGACUGUUAAUGGAACUAACGGUCACCUCAUUAGCAUGGCUGCCUUUGAUAUGUAUUCUGGAGAUGUUAAGGAUUUGCUGAAGUUCCUGGAGGGAAUUAAGACAGGUUCCCUCGUGCUCAUCGCCUCCUAUGAUGACCCAGCCACAAAACUGAAUGAUAAAGCACGGCAAAUGUUGACUGAGCUUGGAAGCAGCUAUGCUGGCAAGCUGGGAUUUCGGGACAACUGGGUAUUCCUUGGUGGGAAAGGACUCAAAGGCAAGAGCCCAUUUGAACAGCACUUGAAAAACAAUCACGACACCAACAAAUAUGAUGGCUGGCCUGAAGUGCUGGAGAUAGAGGGCUGCGUGCCCAAGAAGAUGGACAAGUAGUGGGCUUAAGGCAGAACCACAGUUUGUGUGGCCUCCACAAAUGGACUUUUCCCUUUGGCUUCAACUCCAACAGAUUCUGCCCUGUGGUGCUCGUAUUGCUCUUUCCUCUGAACGUUCCUUUGGUACAGGCCUGAACGACCCAUCGAGCCGAACACAACCUGUUGAGCCUGUCAGCUCUUUAUAGCGGCCCGGAUGGUGCUGAAUAAAAUUUCUGGACUUGCUGCCAGAAAGCCACUUUGAUACAGAACGCUAGUGGGAACUGCUGUGGUGGAAAAUCAAUACAAAAAUGAUACUUUAGCGGAAUGGUAUGUCAUUUGGAUCCGGAAAACAUCAGGGACUAAUUCAUCCAUGCAUCUAUAGAAGCUGUGCCACAAUAGUGCAGGAUAAAGACAUAAAUACCCACAAUAAUGGGAGAUCUUGGAGGAUAAGGACAGAGAUAUUGAAAUUGUGUUAUCGCUUACAGAAAGUGUCCCGUAUCUCAUGUGUGAGUACAUGUGUGGUUAUUCCACAGAA
Messenger RNA from Eublepharis macularius, 1344 nucleotides. It is a transcript of the gene FAM3D, whose product is annotated as FAM3 metabolism regulating signaling molecule D. Lineage: Eukaryota; Metazoa; Chordata; Lepidosauria; Squamata; Eublepharidae. Bases 148 to 831 code for a protein of 227 amino acids. The transcript has 10 exons. The record is from RefSeq and is a predicted model, not a curated record.